This is a messenger RNA of Lithohypha guttulata, 1797 nucleotides long. RefSeq lists its product as uncharacterized. Lineage: Eukaryota; Fungi; Ascomycota; Eurotiomycetes; Chaetothyriales; Trichomeriaceae. The record is from RefSeq and is a predicted model, not a curated record. The transcript has a single exon. Bases 1 to 1797 code for a protein of 598 amino acids.
AUGAAUAGCGAUCUGCUAUGGGUCAAUAAAGACAGCACAUCCGCACAUCUGUCGCGAAGUUCGAAAGCCGAGACAGCACGCAUUAGAGCCCAUGUCCAGCAUUUGUCCAUUCAGCAGAGGCAGAGAAGAAAAUCGGCGCCACCUCCUCGAACCAUUCGAAGGAAUGGCAAGGUUGCUGCUAGUGAUCAAUCCGCGCCUUCGAAAUUCGGUAUGGGCGAGCUGAAAGACAGUGAAUUCGAGUCUGAAGAUCAGCAGCUCAGUCGUAUGGCAGACGACAGAACGCAGGACGUUCGCAUUCUUUCCUCAGCAUUGACGUGGUUGCCUGGAGGCACACCCGAGGAGAGACGUAGUUUUCUGUUCUUUCUCAAACGCACAGCCCAAGAAUGGUCUGGUUAUCGUGAUGUGUCGUUUUGGAACGUUCUCGUGCCACAGGCAUCUGCGGCUCAUCAAUCCAUUUUCCACAGCGUGACUGCGCUCGGAGCUUUGCACGAGUCGCUCGAGACCAAUGAGGAUGCGGACAAGGAGAACCAGCUGCAACAACUGCUGUGGCAACAAUGCUCGAAGGCCGCUAUUGCUGCGAACCAGGGACAAAUAUCUCACACUGUGGCGCUGAUGUCUUGUAUCAUUAUGGUCUGCCUGCAAAAUCUACAAAGCAAUCCUGUUGCCUUUCAGAUGCUACGAACAAGCGCUAACCUGAUCAACGACCUCGAACAGCAAAUUGCUGAUGGCACACUAACGCUGACGUCGAGUGAGACAACUCUACUGCAGGACUACCUCAAGCCUAUUGUGGAAAGACUAGGCACAAGAUACUGUUUUCUUGUGGACUUACCGUCUGCAUUUGCUCUACACGUUGACGCUAAACAGGCUGAAAACAUACCUCGGACUGAAGUGCCGAAUCUACCUUCGAAGUUUACUACCCUGCUAGAGGCUCGAAACAGUCUGGAUAUGAUUGCUGCCUGGUCAGUAGUCAAUACUACCAGUAUCGAUGAGGUAACUGGAAUUUAUUGUGACAAGAAAGAUCUGGUUGAGUCACUCCUCACUCAAUGGCACGACCUCCUUGAGACGGUUCCGUCCGAAGCUUACAAGGAACAUCCAAACCUCGGUGUUUCAAAAAUGUUACUUAAAGCAGCAGGACUGGUCACAAAGAUUCUUUUCGACACUCUGGGUUCGGUGCAAGAAUGUAUCUACGACAAGCACAUACACAAGUUCAAAGAGAUAGUGCGUAUAUACGAGCAUGUGAGUAAGACAUUCACUCUCAAGCGUCGUCAAAAAGUCUCAUUCGGCAUUGAUACUGGUAUCAUUCACACCUUGGCCUUUGUGGUAGGAAGGUGUAGAGAUCCGCAAACCAGGCGUGAAGCCUUGAGCCUGCUCAGACGAGAUGACCACGUCGAAGGCGACAUGAGGGCAAGUACUGGUAGCAGUGUACUGCAAAGUCUAAUCGAGCUGGAAGAAGAAGGAAGAAUAGUCACAAGACAAGAAGACGUGCCCGAAGAAGCAAGAGUCCGAAUAUGGGAAGACCAGCAAUUCUGGCACAGCGGACUGGUGAAAAUAUACUUUAUUCGCAGCCCUUACGACCCACACAGAGGCGGAAAGUUUCAAGAAGUCUGGGCAAGAAUGCCUGUCAGAAUAUCGGAAGAACCAGAUCGCCCAUUGAGUCCAACCCAGCAGAAGGCUGCAGGACUUGAAUUGCCCAAUGUUGUCUUCGCUCGAGGCAUGGCGGCUUUUCUAGACGAAAACACUGGCGAUUAUCAUAGGAUUACACUCUCUUCGUUCUUCUUGCCAAUGCCCAGGAUGUGA